GCCUUGGUUUCAAGAACGAACAACAUGAAGCUUAAUUUAAUAUUUAUUUUUGUAGUUAUUUGCAUUUGCGGUGUUCAAUCUAACCACCCAGCACAGCCUUUCGAAUUAACUGACGAAAAUGCUGCUGCUCUUGUAAAGGCUUUAAGAGAUUUACUCGAGGCAAAUAAAAAUCCGGAACACCUCCUUAAAAUUGUUGUUGAAAAAGCUCAAACUAUAAAAGAUGUAAUUACAGUAACUACUAAAACACGUAGCCGACUUCCAGAUUUGCAGACUUUGUUAAAAACUUUCUACUAUGGAUUGGGAUCCGUAGUUAAACUUUUAUUACCUCCUAAUAAGGAUGUCUUCGAUGGAAAUCCACUGCGCUUGGCGACAGCGUGUCUGGCUCCAACACGGCAAGAUAGUAUACCAACGAGUACUUCUUUUCAAGACGAUCCAAUUGCAACAGUUUCAGAUGUUUUAGAAGCAGGAUCUUCAUCACGUCGAGAUGAUUCAUCCACAGCAAAUUCAGACCCACUUUGUGAUAUCGAGUUACAUCCUGAAAAGAGUUCUCCUGAAUGUCAAAUUCUAGUCGAAAGUGGUGUUAAUCGAGUUGAUUUACAAGAUCCAAAAUUCUGGCCAAGAAAUUGUGUAGAUGAAGUGCUGAAAGAAUUCAAAACACAGGAUCUUAAUUCUUUAGACUUAGUAUAUUCAAAAAGAAAAAUAGGAAACAAAACAGGUACCGCACUAAAUCACUAUUUUAUAAGGUAUUGCUCGGACACCGGAACACCUGUCGAGACGUUCAUACAGUUUUUAGACAACACUGGCUACAUAGCCGAAGAUACGGAAGCCAGCAUUGUAAAAAUUUUGUCCAACCUGAAUAUAAAUAUCGAUGACUCCAGGGGACAAUCGUAUGACAAUGCGAAGAACAUGUCUGGCGUUGAUAGCGGUCUCCAAGCCCGAAUAAAAUCUAAGAAUAGUUUGGCAAAAUACGUACCAUGUGCAGCCCAUUCCCUAAAUUUGAUUGUGCAGCAUGCAGCAGAAUGCACUAUGGAAAGUACUUCUUUUUUUUAG
Molecule: messenger RNA, 1050 nt
Organism: Diabrotica balteata
Lineage: Eukaryota; Metazoa; Arthropoda; Insecta; Coleoptera; Chrysomelidae
Source: the annotation of a GenBank genome assembly